UCCAUUCCAAGAGAUUUUUAUUUCUUUUAUCAUUCAAAUGUUUUUGAAUCGCGUGAUCAAGUGUAUGCCUGAGUGUAACCUGUUGCUCACAGCUAUCAUCGUUUUUGACGAAGGUUUGUUUCGACUUGAAUAGUGUGUCUUCUUCAGCAUCGACCACUGCUUUUAUACCUGAAAUCUUGAUGAUGAUAUUGAUGGUAAGACAUAUGAGAAGAGAAAAAGCACAAUAUUUUUUCUAAAUAAGAGACCUAUUUGCGAGCAUCUUGUUAUUGUUGUUGUUUUAUAUGGCGUCGUAACUUUGAAUAAUAAUUUAAUAAAUGAAAUUAAAUUCAUUCACAAAAAACGUCAAUUCGAUUGCUAUUUUGUGAAAAAGGUGGUCAUCGUUGUUGUUCGUCAGAUGUUUACUAGUUGGCCUUCAAAUGUACUCCUUGAUGUAUUGAUAAUAUAAUCAUUCAUUUAAUCAAUGAAAAUUUCCCAAAAAUCAGCAUUAUUGAUCAUUACCUCUAUCUAUAACCAACAUUAGACGAUCAGCAUUUUUGAAAAUUGAAUUUUCUAUCGUGCCAUAAUCAUAUAAUCUUUAAAGCUCUUCAUUGUUGCACACUAUUUCAUUACAUUACAUACAUCCAAAAUGAUGGCUGAUUAUUUGUACAGAUUUUCAUUGGCUCUAUUUGCCACUUCAUUCGUUAUGAUCAAUGCUGAAAUUUCCGAUUCCGGUGCUCAGCAAAAUAAACCCGAAUUUAAAGUAUUGGGAAAAGAUCUUGAAGAAGCAAAAGAACGAUGGAUGGAAUUAGAAGAUUGGGGUGAUGAUGAUAUGAUGCAGCAUCCAAUCGAUGAAGGUCUUCGACGUACACAUCGUGAACUUGGCGAAAUCUGUACCUAUUCACGUGAUUGUCGUUCCGGUUGCUGUCAAUUGGAUCGUGAGACUAAACUUCGUUCCUGUCAACCAAAAGCAAAUGUAGGCGAAAAAUGUACUAAUGCACAGGUAAAGGCUGAUACUUAUGUUGAUGCUUGUCCAUGUGUUGCUGGUUAUGAUCAUUGUUCAUUUCCCAAAGAAGUGUGCACGAAAUAAAACCCCACCCAGAAUAAAUUCGUCAUAAUCAUAUUCUAUUAAUU
Dermatophagoides farinae (American house dust mite) is the source of this 1110-nucleotide messenger RNA. RefSeq lists its product as uncharacterized. Gene Ontology annotation, cellular component: extracellular region. NCBI's taxonomy places the organism in Eukaryota, Metazoa, Arthropoda, Arachnida, Sarcoptiformes, Pyroglyphidae. Gene Ontology annotation, molecular function: enzyme activator activity. Gene Ontology annotation, biological process: lipid catabolic process; digestion. The record is from RefSeq and is a predicted model, not a curated record.